UGCAAACUGCAAAGUGAAAGCGAAAGAAAGAGUGGAAUUUUAGGGGAAAUCCAACGGCCAAAACACUUCUUCGUGAAGAAACGGCCUUCGUGAAAACUUAAAACUGCAGACAGAUUGGUACAACUGUCCAUCGACAACAAUCAUGGCAAAUAUUUCGACAAUUUACAAGCUUUCUUUGCUCGCAUUAACUUACUUCCUGCACGUCGGUGCGUCGACUUGCCCGGUUCUGGAGUGCUGGUUCGUGCAGGAGAAGCCAGGCAGAGGGUUCCCUGCGGCUAUGACACAGGAGAAAUCACUGUUGGUCAUCAGAACCGACCCAGAAAGCCAAGGAACUGGGUCACUACUGAAACCGUCGUCAGACAUAAACCCAGAGAGGGUUUAUUACAUCACAGACCCUGCUGCCACCUUCUGCCACUCCUCCCUCCACCCACCAGGGGGUGCUGUGGAGAAACCCCAGUGUGAGCUCAACCCUUUCCUGCCGCAGCCCUCCACCGUCCAAUGGGCCGCUCCGCUCACACACUCUGCCCUCAGCCCCAUCUACCUGCAAGCUGAUUGGUACUCGGCUGCCUUGCAGGGCCUUGACAGACAGCUGACCCUGUCCAGUGUCAUGCGCGCUCCUACGGCAACUAAAGAACCCCAAGUGAUCCUCAGUGUGUCCAGUAGAACCGUGAGGGUCCAGUCCAGACUGGGAGAACCGGUUCUCCUGGACUGUGGGUUCUGGGUGGACCCCUCCUCUCCCCUGUCCGGGUCGGGCUUUGCCAUGGAGUGGCGGUACCAGUUCAGGGGCGACGGACGAUUGGUCCUGGCCUACGACGGCAAGGGCGACCGAUUAGCUGAUAACUGGGAGGCAGGGGCGGGGCUGGACAUCAAUGCCCUCCACAAGACAGGAAACGCAUCACUGAUCCUGCAGGAAGCCCAGGUGCGCCACUCUGGAACGUACAUCUGCACAGUGUAUCUGCCCUAUCUGCUGGCUCAGGUGGCGGUGGACCUGGAAAUAGUGGAGCCCCCCUCCCUCUCCAUCUCCCCCUCCCCGCUCCCCCUCUCCGCCCCGGGCCAGCUGGUGGUGGUGCAGUGUGAGGCGUCAGGCUUCGCCCCCCUGUCCCUGGAGCUGGGCUGGGAGCUGAGCGGGGCAGGGGGGGUCCAGGACCUGGGCCGGGGCAGCGUGACGGGCCACAGGCAGGCCUCUGACGGCACCUACAGCCAGAGCUCCCGUCUGGAGCUGGACCCAGCCAGGGUGGGGGGGGAGCGGGGGGGGCAGGUCAGCUGUGUGGCCGUCCACCAGGGGGGCACCAGACGAGUCAGCGUGUCCCUCAACGUGAUUGGAGUCAGCACUCCCUCUAUUGAGGACUCCAUGGCGAUGGUUGCCGUGGCGCUGGGACUCUAUGGUUUGAUCAAGGUCUUCUCCUGGACAGUCAGCAGCUCUGACUCCACUGCUGCUGACACACAGGAGAAGAAGGAGAAUUAAAGAGUAGGAGCUGCAUAGGGGCCUGGGUGGUGUCUGAGAACUGAAGAGACCAGGACUGUUUGUAAAUGUGCCAAUUUAUACUUUUCUCUAAAGAAGUAAAAUGGCUGAGUGGUUGUUAAUAUUCUUCUUUCUCUCUGAUGAUAUUGCAGUAGAGACAGUAAUUUAUUGUAGAGUUUUGUACAGAAUGAGGGGGUUGAGUUUUGAGAGUUGAGGACUGUUGUUGUUUUCUCUCAUGUCAUAUUUAGGCAAGAUAGCUGAGCUUUUUCUUUCAUUGUUUGUAGCUGCAAAUUUGCAUAAAUUGAAUAAAACGUGAUUGUUUUUGAUAAAA
Messenger RNA from Hypomesus transpacificus, 1793 nucleotides. RefSeq names its product tapasin-like. The coding region runs from base 143 to 1465 and encodes 440 amino acids. NCBI's taxonomy places the organism in Eukaryota, Metazoa, Chordata, Actinopteri, Osmeriformes, Osmeridae. The transcript is spliced from 9 exons. The record is from RefSeq and is a predicted model, not a curated record.